GUGCGGUGCCACAGGGUGGGAAGCUGUCAGGAGGCGGGUAGCAGCGCCGCCGCCGCGGCCCUGGGAACGGCGGCGAUGAGGCGGGACGUGCGCAUCCUCCUGCUGGGGGAGGCCCAGGUGGGGAAGACCUCCCUGAUCAUGGCCCUGGUGGGUGAGGAGUUCCCGGAAGAGGUGCCGCCUCGUGCAGAAGAGAUCACCAUCCCAGCGGACGUCACCCCCGAGAAAGUUCCCACGCACAUUGUGGACUACUCAGAAUCAGAGCAGACGGAGGAGGAACUCCAGGAGGAGAUUGCCAAGGCCAACGUGGUGUGCAUGGUGUACGACGUCACGGAGGAGGCCACCAUUGACAAGAUUCGGACAAAAUGGAUUCCGAUGGUGAACGGUGGAGCUGAAAAGUGUUCCAGGAUCCCCAUCAUCCUUGUGGGAAACAAGUCUGACAUGCAGAACGGGAGCUCCAUGGAAACCAUUUUGCCCAUCAUGAAUCAGUUCUCGGAGAUCGAGACCUGUGUGGAGUGUUCUGCAAAGAACCUGAAGAACAUCUCUGAGCUCUUCUACUAUGCCCAGAAGGCUGUCCUGCACCCAACAGCCCCUCUGUAUGACCCAGAGGAGAAGCAGCUGCGGCCGGCGUGCGCACGAGCGCUCACUCGGAUUUUCAACAUGUCUGACCAGGAUAACAACCAGAUCCUAAGCGACGAGGAGCUGAACUAUUUCCAGAAGUCCUGCUUCGGAAACCCGUUGGCUCCACAGGCUCUGGAGGACGUGAAAAUGGUGGUCUGGAAGAACACAACUGACGGGGUCCAGGACAACGGCUUGACGCUGAACGGCUUCCUUUUCCUCAACACGCUCUUCAUCCAGAGGGGGCGCCAUGAGACCACGUGGACCAUCCUGCGUCGCUUCGGCUACGACGACGCGCUGGAGCUGACAGACGACUAUCUCUGUCCACCGGUCCGGGUGCCCCUUGACUGCUCCACGGAGCUCAAUCACGUUGGCUGCCAGUUCCUGCAGAAGAUGUUCGAGAAGCAUGACAAGGACCGUGACGGAGCCCUUUCUCCUGCCGAGCUGCAGAGUUUCUUUAGCGUGUUCCCCUCCGUGCCCUGGGGACCCGAGCUCUACAACACGGUAUGCACCACUGAUAACGGCCUGCUUUCCCUGCAUGGAUUCCUCUGCCAGUGGACGCUGGUGGCCUAUCUGGAUGUCCAUCGCUGCCUGGAGCACCUGGGCUACCUGGGCUAUCCCAUCUUCUCCGAGCAGGACUCUCAGAUCCGCGCCAUCACAGUUACACGGGAAAAAAAGAUUGACCUGGAGAAGGGCCAGACGCAUCGGAACGUUUUCCUGUGCAAAGUGAUCGGAUCCCAGGGUGCCGGCAAGUCCGCGUUCCUGCAGGCCUUCCUCGGAAAGAACUUGGCUGCCCAAAGUGAACCCAGGGGGAAGGAAUCCUCUUACUCAAUUAACACAGUGCAAGUCAACGGGCAGGAAAAGCAUUUAAUACUGCACGAGAUCGAUGCUGGCGCGGAGUUCGUGAAGGCGUCCGACGCGUCUUGUGACGUUGCUUGCUUAUUGUACGAUGUGACGGACCACAAGUCUUUCAACUACUGUGCCAGUGUUUACAAGCAGCACUACGUGGACGGACAGAUCCCUUGCCUCUUUGUGGCCUCCAAGGCAGACCUGCCAGAGACGUCGCUGCAGCGUGGCCUGUCACCGGCCGAGUUCUGCUACAAGCACCGCCUGCCGCCACCGUUUUACUUCACCUGCAGCGGACAAGGCCUGCCCAGCCCCGGCGUCUACACCAAGCUGGCCGCGGCUGCCACCUUCCCGCACCUGAAUGACAUUGACCUGGGCACCGCGUCCUUCUGGAUCCGGGUGGCCUUGGGAGCGACCGUGGCCGCCGUCGUGGGAAUCACCGUCUACAAGGCGAUGGCGAAGAACAAGUAGAGGAGGAAGGGAAACGGAACCCUCUUUCUCUCCCUUUUUUGCCCUCUGCCGUUUCUCCACCCAAUUCCAGAAAAUAACCAGUUUCAUUUGCCCCGAGCAAGCUACACAUCCGGGAAGGAAAGGGGCAGGAGGAAGAAAACGGGUCCCGGAACACCAAAACCCCUCUCAUUUUCCUCUCCUCUCGUUGCGGGGAGGUCCCAAACCGUUGCACCAGCAUACGCAGGAAUCGACACAGAGCCCUCCGACAGGCCCGGGCGAGCCUCGCUUUCUCAUUCCAUCCCUUCGAAAUUAUAUAUUUCCACACUCAGGGAGUGCUUCCCCACGCCGACGCUAAUAGCUUCGGGUGCCCUGUAGUCCCACUUGCAAUGCUAAGACGUAUCUCAAGCGCGCGCACGCUUCGCUUCAUGCCCCAUCUGGACGCCUUCAGAGUCUGAAGCUGUUGCAGCCUCACAGCAGAAACGGAUCUCUUUUUAAAGCCUUCCCUUCAAGAGGGAAGCCCAGACUCAAGAUAUGGGGCUCAAGGGAAGCCGGGUGCACCGUCCGGUCCCUGGGGCUGCAGCAACAGGACUGCCCCUCUUUUCGGUAUCCUGUUCUAUGGUGGUUCCAUGUGUCUACUGUUACCAUCGUGGGAGAGCCCAAAGGCUUCUGGGAUGCUUUCGAGGGCCGUUCCUAGCAGGGCCUCUGUUGGGACGUCACUGGCAAAGGAUGAAGACCCCUUGAAGAAGAGGCGGGAGGAUGGCACGGCGCGCCUGCCGGUAUUAACGUUACCCUGCUGUGCGUUUGGGGCCGUGUCCCCCUCUGUGUGGUUUUCCUGGGCUCUGAUUACUCUAGCAACCUGGGAGUUCCUCGUAGGCCGGGGCCACUGCUCUGCACCAGGGCCUGAAAAGACGCAGGUGAAACCGACCGAGGGGACCUAAAGGUGGUGGAGGGACGUGAGGCAGGUGCGAAGCAACUCCCGAGCUUGUCCGGUUGGCUGCUGUCCACAGCGUCCCCUUUCCCUGCUUUGGGUCUCUCGGCCUAUGCAGGUAAUGACGAAGAGGCAACAUUUGUGGUAGAGAAGAGGGAGCGUGACUCAGACUUCCGACUUCCAAGAGUAUUUUGGGGCUAGUUGUAGUUUUUUCCCCCUGGCUCUGCUUUUGUGUCUUUGCAGCCUGACUCAAGGAAGCUGGUGAAGGGGUUCACCUCCCUCCCUCCCUCCCCCC
Messenger RNA from Elgaria multicarinata webbii, 3134 nucleotides. RefSeq names its product ras homolog family member T2 (gene RHOT2). Bases 76 to 1932 code for a protein of 618 amino acids. Gene Ontology annotation, biological process: small GTPase-mediated signal transduction; mitochondrion organization; mitochondrion transport along microtubule. Gene Ontology annotation, molecular function: calcium ion binding; GTP binding; GTPase activity. NCBI's taxonomy places the organism in Eukaryota, Metazoa, Chordata, Lepidosauria, Squamata, Anguidae. The record is from RefSeq and is a predicted model, not a curated record. Gene Ontology annotation, cellular component: mitochondrial outer membrane. The transcript has 19 exons.